Molecule: messenger RNA, 1207 nt
Organism: Populus nigra (black poplar)
Lineage: Eukaryota; Viridiplantae; Streptophyta; Magnoliopsida; Malpighiales; Salicaceae
Exons: 4
Coding region: 185-1030 (281 amino acids)
Source: RefSeq, a predicted model, not a curated record
ACCGUAGAGGAUUAAUUAAUUGUGAAAGGAAGAAUGAAAGGGAGAAGGAGCCAAGAAAGGAGAGACGGAGUCAACGAGUAUAGACUUUGACCUGUAGAAGAAGCUAGUUAAAAAGAGGAGAUGAUGAAGAAGAAGCGAAGGGAGCAGUGUCGUGCUGAAAUAAUUAUCUGUAAAUCAAUUGAUUAUGAGUAAUCAGAGGGUAAUAAAUCUUCUUCUUCUUCUUCUUCUUCUUCGUGGGUUGAUGAUGAGUGUUAUAGUGGGAAAAGGAUGCGAUGGUUGGGUUUUUGAAUUACCUCGGAAAUUAAUGACAAGAGAAUCUCCAGAGGUGAGCUCUCCGAUUCCUGCACCAUUUCAAUAUUACAUUGAAACGAAGGAGAGGUGUUCCGAUUCGAUAGCUAAAAGGGGAUGUCGGGACUCCACUAAUAACCUCGCUGCUUGCCUUCUUUCGUCAAGUACCUCAUCCAGGGAACUGUUUCUUCUUGUCCAGAAUGAUGGAGAGGGCAUCUUGAAAGUGAAUCUUACAAUCACAGAUAUUAACGUUACUUUCCCAGAGAUACAACUAUCCAAACACGAUGCCAAAAAGAUUGAUGUCUCAGAAAAUGUUGAAGGAAGUCCGUCCAUCAUAUUAAACACAGGAAAUGGUUCGUGCAAAAUUGAAAUGGGAUCAAAGAAACUAAAAGUCAAAUAUGAGCCGUUCUUUGGACAUGGCACCUAUUUAUCCCCCAAAAACGGAGCCUACUUGUUUUUGAUAGCUUUGAUAUCUGGAGGGGCAUGUGCCUGCUGCUGGUUUCUAAAAAGCUCGCAUGUUGAUGGAGUCCCAUAUCAGGAACUUGAAAUGGAGCGGCCAGACUCCCAUUCAGCUAAUAAUGUGGAAACAACUGAAGGGUGGGAUGAAGGGUGGGAUGAUGACUGGGAUGAAAUAAAGGAGGUGAAACAGCCAAAUGGACAUCGAACAGCAAAUGUUUUAUCAAAUGUCAUCGCUUCCAGGAACUCUGAUGCAGAAGAAGGGCGCAAAGAUUGGGAUGAUUAGGGAAAUAAUACAGGUAUAGCUUUUCCAUUGUCCAUGAAAAUGGAAAAAAGAAACACGACAGAGACGUUACAUGUAGAAAAGUCAGGAAGUCAAAAUUUAGUGUUCAAGAUAAGUGCUUGAGUUUAUGUGGAAGCAGAUUGAAAAUUAGAUAAAUGAAAACAGUUUUGGUACAUGAAA